AUGGACUUCCUACCAGAAAACUUUCAAACGGUUCUCCAAAAUCCCACCUUCACAUACCUCCAAAGCGCAACGCAAAGCCAUCUAGUGUCAAAACUCACACAUCUACGGACAAUGGUUGUUCAACCCUAUCUCAUCGAACAGCUGUCAGAGUUCAUGGCAUCUUACUCAGCCUCGGCGCCAGAUCUUCUCACAAUCUUCCUUUUGGCGAUCAUUCUCUUCCUCUCUCUGAAGCUUCUGGGCUACGCCUAUCGCAUCGUCAUGUUCUGGGUCACCCUCGUCUUCAGACUCGUGUUCUGGGGCUCAAUUAUCGCUCUCGGCUAUCAUGUCUACAACGCAGGACCUGAGAAGGCCUACCAGGAUUUCGGAUGGCUUUGGGGCUUGCUUUAUGGAUUUGUUGAUGACUUCCAGGAGAAGGGCAAAACUGCGGCCGCGGCUUAUGUGGCUAAUUAA
Penicillium salamii is the source of this 450-nucleotide messenger RNA. The record is from the annotation of a GenBank genome assembly. NCBI's taxonomy places the organism in Eukaryota, Fungi, Ascomycota, Eurotiomycetes, Eurotiales, Aspergillaceae.